Molecule: messenger RNA, 2648 nt
Organism: Capsaspora owczarzaki ATCC 30864
Lineage: Eukaryota; Filasterea; Ministeriida; Capsasporidae
Exons: 11
Coding region: 21-2384 (787 amino acids)
Molecular function (GO): protein binding
Source: RefSeq, a predicted model, not a curated record
CUCUCAUUCUUUGCAAACAAAUGACAACAAAGGGGUUUGCCUUUGCCUUGCUGUUUGUGCUGCUGCUCUGCGUGGUCCAUCACGUCCAGCCGGCACAAGCCGCCGAUGCUUGCACCGUGUGCAGCUGCUCGGGAACUACUGUCAAUUGCAUUGGCAAGUCUCUCACCGAAAUCCCAACCGGCAUCCCGUUGUCCACAACAUACUUAACUAUGACCAGCAACCAAAUUACCAGCAUUUCUGCAAACGCAUUCACAGGCUUGAGCGCGCUGACUUGGCUGGACCUGACAAGCAACCAGAUCACCAGCGUUCCUCCUGCUGCAUUCUUCGGCUUGACCAAGGUGAUUCAACUGAGUCUCUUUGGCAACAUGAUCACCGACAUUGCUGCAAACGCAUUCACAGGCAUGGCUUCGCUGACCAUGUUGCAGCUGGCUAGCAACCAGCUCACUGCCAUUUCUCCAGCCUGGUUUACAGGCCUGAGCAAGUUGACUCACUUGCGACUCGAUGCCAACAAGUUCACUAGCAUUCCCGUAAACUUAUUCGCAGGCCUUUCUGCGGUAAACACCUUGUAUAUUGACCACAACCUGAUCUCCAGCAUUUCCGCAACCGCGUUCGCUGGCCUGUCUGCACUGACUUACCUAUCCUUGGAUUCCAACAAGAUCACCAACAUUGCGUCCAGCGCAUUCACCAGCAUGACUGCGCUGUUUUACUUGAGUUUGAAUGGCAAUCCCUUCACCACUUUGCCGCCGGGGCUGUUUAAGGGCCUGAAGAACGGCUUGAUUUUGUCGUCAUACUACUGGACCUAUCUGAGCCCCAACAACCUGACCUUCGGUGGAAACACUGUCGCUCCGCCCAGCAUGUACGGCACCGCAUCCCAGCCAUACCAGUGCGAUACAACCUGCGCGACCUGCUAUGCCUCUGGGUCCAGCGCGUGUUGCGGGACCAAUUGUCUGACCUGCACCUCGUCCAAUAGCUGCACUCAGUGCUACGACGGCUAUAACAUGAUGGUCGGCUACUGCCUCGCAUCGGCUGCCACCAACGCAUCUAUUGCUUCGGCUGCCUCCAUGGCUUCAAACGCAAUCACGCAAUCUGCCUCAGCUGCAUCGGCUGCCUCGGCUGCCUCGACCGUCUCUGCAUCGCUUGCGUCAGCCGCCUCGACCUUGCCUGCUUCGCUCGCCUCGGUUGCCUCGGCCGCCUCAACCGUCUCUGCAUCGAUCGCGUCGGUCGCCUCAGCCGUGUCUGCUUCGCUCGCAUCGGUCGCUUCAAUCGCAUCGUCGCAGUCUGCAUCGAUCGCGUCAGUCGCCUCAAUCGCAUCGUCGCAGUCUGCAUCAAUCGCGUCGGCUGCCUCUAUCGCAUCGUCGCAAUCUGCAUCGGUUGCCUCAGCUGCUACGGCUGCCUCGGAUGCCUCAACUGCCGCCGCCUCGGUUGCUUCUGAAGUUUCCGCCACCUCGGCGUCGGUUGCUUCCCUCGCCGCUGCAUCGACUGCUUCGAUGGCAUCUGCUGCAGGCGCCUCAUCCGCAUCUCUGGCUUCCGACGUGUCCGCUACAUUGGCAUCCUUUGCUUCUCUCGCUACUGCGUCUUCAGCGUCAAUCGCAUCGCAAGUCGCCGCGUCUGUCGCUUCUGAUGUUUCUGCUACCUCGGCGUCCUCUGCCUCCGUCGCGGCCGCCUCUUCUGCUUCGAUUGCAUCUGCUGCACUCGCCUCUUCCGCAUCUGUCGCUUCCGAUGUUUCUGCCACCUCGGCGCUCUCAGCAUCCGGUGCUUCCCUUGCUGUUGCGUCUUCGGCUUCAGGUGCAUCUGCUGCAAGCGCCUCAUCCGCUUCUUUCGCUUCCGAUGCUUCUGCUGUCUCGGAGGUCUCAGCAUCCAGUGCUUCCGUCAAUGCUGCAUCCUCCGCCUCUCUCGCUUCGGCAUCAUCUGCUUCAUUUGCAUCACAAGCGUCUGUAUCAAUUGCCAGUGCUGCAUCUGUCUGGCAGACAUCGGCUGAUUCUGCUGCUUCUGCUGCAUCUGCUGCUUCCAGUGCUCCAAACGAGUCAAGUAGUGCAACUUCUGCGGCUUUGAUUGGCGGAGUGGUUGGUGGCGCCGCCGCUGCUCUCCUCUUGUUGCUUGUGCUGUUGGUGGUCCUUCGGCGUCGUCGCUCACCAAAGACAUCGGCACACACCAACACGGCCACCAAGCUACGUGAAUCGACAUCAGACCCGACGUACGAGUCUGUUCAUCACGACACUGUGGGAAUUCUCGACAACCCGACCUACGAAACGUUCAACCAUCCGUUGUACGAACCGAUCGGCUCCACGACCCAGGGCCCCGUGCUGUAUGUCACAGACGCGUCUGCAUCCAGUGAAGCGCAAGCAUCAGGCAGCGGUGUCGAGUACGCCAAUCCCAAAGAAUAGUCUGUUUUUGUGUGAUCAAACCCGAAACGCGGCGAUUGAUGCCGCACCUUCGUUCCAGCAGACGGCGUGUCUGUUGUUUGUUGUUGUUUGCCAUGUUGUUCGAAUGCUUUUCUAGAUGCUUUUGCCUCCCCUUGCAUGCCUCUCUUCCGCUAUGUCAUCCUCGUGAAUUCUCGCUUGGAUUUUGUUUUGUGUUUUCAAUGUACAAUUCAACUGAAGGCUCCAAAGUGCUGCCACGAGCGCUUUCACUUGAACCCUUCCACAUUG